AUGGCGGAGAUCCCACAUAUUAAAAUAGAAAAGAUCAACAUCUCAACCGUCAAGGUCUUAUUACAGAAGCCAAACGUCUACGUCAACACAAUCUUCCCCAUACGAAACGUACCUAAUCGCUCUACAUCUCUACUAAGCGUCGCCGUAAUGAAAGAAGAUUACGAGCUGAUAAACUAUUUGGUAUCUAAAAACGCUGAUAUUAAUUUGCACACUCCCAAGUGUGAAGCACCUGUAAUUUUAGCCGUUAAAAUCGGAAACAUAAAAAUUAUUAGAAAAUUACUCGAGCUGCGAGCUGAUGUCAAUGUAUAUAAUCAGAAAGGUGAAAUGUCACUUCACAUUGCUGUGCAAAAAAAUCGACACGAUAUUGUGAAGUGCUUGGUAGCAAAUGGAGCUAAUAUAAAUGCUCCAAUUUUCGGAUCAUCAAUAUAUUCUAGUUUGCGUCCACUGCAUCUUGCUGUAGUCUCUAGAUCAGAGGAUAUGGUCAAAUUGCUCUUGGACGAAAACGCCGACAUCAAUGCCAAGACAUCAAUAGGAGAGACUGCUCUCGUGAAAGCUGGCUUGAACGAUGACAUUGCGAUGACCAAGUUCUUAAUUGCACGAGGAGCUCAUUGCAUUAGCGUUUGUCCGAACCAAACGAUAAUUCAUGAUCUGCUGUGUUAUUUAAAACAUACAUCAGUGUUGGAAUAUCUUUUAAGUUUGGACGAAUCUUUCACUGACAUCAGCAUCCGCACCAACUCAGGAGAAUCAUUUCUGAUGUUCAGCUUGGAAUAUGAUGAUGUUGAUGCUGUAAAUUCGACGGGUCAACUCGCCAUUGAUUUCGAAAAAAACCGUAAUGUUGGUAUUUCGGUCAUCGAGGAGCACAUUGUAAAGUUAAUAUCGGCUGGAUUUGACGUUUCCCCAAGAAAUCGACUAACUGUGGCAGAAGGGUUCGAAAGUUUUCACAUCAAUUGUUGUGAAGAGGUCAAAAAAAUGAAAAUGAGCAAAGUUGGUACUAGUCAAGUAUCAUUUUUCAAUGUCUUAUUGAUGAAUGUGCAUGAUUUGUCAGUUCGUUUGAAGUACGUAAGUUUGAAUGGAAUGGUUGACAAAGAAAAAAUACUUAGUGAGUAUUUAUACUACGGAGGAAUGCUUUUUUAUAAGUUAUCCAAGGUCAAUCGCAGGAUCAAAUAUUUGGGACAGAUAGAGAGAUCCGUCGAGAACAUGCUAUGCUCUGCACCGCUACUACUGCCUUAUAAUUUUGUAAGAGAUUUGUGGUCCUACUUCAGAAAUUACGAAUUGAAAAAAUUAUCUUCGUGA
Molecule: messenger RNA, 1293 nt
Organism: Cotesia congregata
Lineage: Eukaryota; Metazoa; Arthropoda; Insecta; Hymenoptera; Braconidae
Source: the annotation of a GenBank genome assembly